UCAAACACAUGUCAAAUCAGAUAGCUUAACCUAAAAUAUAGUGCAACAGCAGCAGCAGUAGCAGAAGAUGGUCGAUUUACCUGGAUUCGCAGAUCCAAAUUCUGUGGACGAGGUGGACAGGGCGCAGUACGAUGAGGUCAAGAAGAAGGCGUCGAAAAAGUCGGGCGGCUUCCAGUCGAUGGGACUGGAUUUCAACGUGCUGAGAGCGGUCAAGACGAGAGGAUACAAAAUCCCAACGCCGAUCCAGAGGAAGACGAUUCCACUCGUCUUGGAGGGUAGAGAUGUUGUUGCCAUGGCGAGGACGGGCAGCGGUAAGACCGCCUGCUUCCUGUUGCCCAUGUUCGAGAAGCUGAAAGUGAGAAGUGCUGUGAACGGUGUGAGAGCAGUCAUCCUCUCACCUACAAGAGAGUUGGCGCUGCAGACGCUGAAAUUCAUCAGGGAUUUGGGCAAAUUCACUGACCUCAGAGCUGCCGUCAUCCUCGGAGGUGAUUCCAUGGAGCAGCAGUUCUCAGUUAUCCACGGCAAUCCUGACAUCAUUGUGGCGACGCCAGGAAGAUUCCUUCAUGUCUGCGUUGAAAUGGACCUGAAAUUGUCCAGUGUGCAGUACAUUGUCUUCGACGAAGCUGACAGGCUGUUUGAGAUGGGUUUCGGGGAGCAGUUGAAUGAAAUUGUCAAGAGACUGCCUGAUACAAGGCAAACUCUGCUGUUCUCAGCCACAUUACCCAAAGUCCUUGUCGAGUUCUCCAAGGCAGGUUUGACGGAUCCCGUCCUAAUUCGUUUGGACGUGGAAUCAAAACUACCGGACACUCUGCAAUUGUAUUACAUUAGCGUCAGAUCCGAGGAGAAGAUGGCUGCACUUUUGGUGCUCCUCAUGAAUCACAUCGAAGCUAAUCAGCAGACGGUCGUCUUUGCAGCAACUAAACAUCAUGUGGCUUACAUCAGUGAGAUUUUAGAUUUCGUCGGCAUAAGCAACACCAUGAUCUUUUCCAAUUUGGACGCUUCCGCCAGGAAGAUCAAUGCAGCCAAAUUUACUGCGAAGAAAGUCGACGUACUUGUGGUGACGGACGUCGCGGCGCGCGGUAUCGACAUCCCCGAAUUGGAUAACGUUAUCAAUUACAAUUUCCCAGCAAAAUCCAAGUUGUUUGUGCACAGAGUUGGUCGUUGCGCCAGAGCAGGUCGGUCCGGUACUGCCUACUCUCUGGUCGGUCCCGACGAGUACGCGUACUUGGUGGAUCUUCAGCUAUUCUUGGGAAGACCAUUGGAAUUGGUGAGUCCGACGAAACCGAACGGAAAUGUCGGACGCAUCCCGCAGACCCUUCUGGAAGAGCAACUGACCACCCUGCUGAAUCUGCACAAGGAUCACAACGAUCUGGAGGGAACGAAACAGGUUGCCACGAACGGUUACAUGCAGUAUCUGAGGAGCAGACCGAACGCGUCCACAGACAGCAACAAGAAGGUGAAGGAGAUGUCGUUCGGCACGUGCGGUAUUCAUCCGAUCUUCAUGACGACCGUCGACGGAGUCGCGGAAACGAAGAAGGAAAGUCUGCUGGAGCAGAUGAAGGCGUACAGGCCGCGCGGCACGAUCUUCGAGGUGGCCGACAAGAAGAACACGCAGGAGAGCGCCAUCAUGAGGCAGAAGAGAUCCGAGCACAACAAUCUGAUCGAAAAUUACCACAAGAAGGCGGAGAAGAGGAAAGCCGACGAGGCGGAAGGUGAAAUGCUCGUCGUCAAUUCGCUGCAGAAGAGCGACAAUGCGGAGAUCGAGGGCGCCUUCAGCGAGGUCAUUUUACCCAAGAAACGCAAGAUCGACGAUCUGUACAAGAAGAAGAAAGCCAAGAAGCCUAUAAUCAAGGACGAGAAUUACAUACCGUACGCACCGAGCGACAGGCACACCGAAGAAGGAUUGGUGGUGAAUAAUUUCCAAAAGGAGGCGAGCAAAGCGCAAAUGGAUUUGACCGGUGACAGCGAUGAAGCGAUGAAAUUUGCCAGGCAAAAGAAGGUGUGGGACAGGAAAACCAAGAAGAUGGUCACAAUUGAUCCGCACGCGAAUGGACGUAAAAUCAAAACUGAACACGGAGCUUGGAUUCCGGCCUCGUUCAAAAGUAAUCGCUACGCGGAUUGGAAGGAGAGGAACAAAAUCGAGCAGACGGCAAAUUCCGAUGACAACGACGAUGAUGACGAUGCUGCAGAUGGUGGUGGCAAGAAGGGCAAAAAGGCACCGAAGAAAACCGAUUUCUUGAGCGGUCGACCGAAUACGCAUUGGGCGAGACACAACGAAAAGGUGAAAAUCAAGAAGAGAAGAUCGGAACUGAAGAGCACCGAUCAGAUCCUGAAGGAGCGACAGCUGAUGGAAAGGAAACGGGCAAAGUCGAAGCCCAAGAAGUAUCGAAACAAGGGCGGCGGAAAUAACAAGAAAAUUAAUUUCAAGGGAAAACGGAAAUAGAUUGGCGAAUAGAAGGUGGUAUUGAUGAGGAGAAUUAACAACUAAUAAUAUAUGUAAGAAUUUCGAUUAAAAUUGUUUUCUAGGAAAUAUAUUCAUAGACAUUUAAAAACAACACUUUUUAUCUAUCUCCUAUCAACGUACUUUCUAUCUUUCUUCCUUCUUUUAUAUAACAAAAAAAAUAUAUAAUAAUAAUAUAGGUUGUAUAUCGUAAUUACGAGAUAAAAAUUGUACAUAACAAAAAAAAA
Molecule: messenger RNA, 2688 nt
Organism: Nicrophorus vespilloides
Lineage: Eukaryota; Metazoa; Arthropoda; Insecta; Coleoptera; Silphidae
Product: ATP-dependent RNA helicase DDX54
Exons: 6
Coding region: 68-2443 (791 amino acids)
Cellular component (GO): nucleus
Molecular function (GO): RNA helicase activity; ATP binding; RNA binding
Source: RefSeq, a predicted model, not a curated record